AUCGAAGUUGUCAGAUGGUUUUGAAGGCACGGGAAAUCGACGUUAAAGAGGAAAUCAAAUCAAACGCUCGAAAGUAUGUGAGAAAUACCAAAGAAAAUGACACGUGAAACGCGGUAAUCCGAACUGGAAUAGAAGCUGGCACGCAACAGUGUGCCUGAAGGAGUCUUCUCAAGUCUCUUCAGGGACGUUGAACAAAUUACUCGGGCAUACACUGGGAACGCUCGAGAGCAAGAGGAAAGCCAUUAUCAAACAAUUGCUCUACAAAGGGGAACCUUCUCUAUUUUCUUGUACAGAACCUUCCAACGUAAACGUGACGUUCGUGUUACGAUCGAAAUCCGCGAGAUCUUAUAUACCGAACGAUCAAAUAAUCCUUUCGAUCCCAAACUUUGGAACUUUAAACGACAAGAAGAAAAAGGUAGUCGAUUAAAGCUAGGCUGGUUCGCGCUAAUUUCGACGAUUAACCGCAAUUACAGUUACAUAGCUCGUGUUCUAGCGUUUUCAGACGGCGAGCGACGAGUGGAGGAUUUCGUGAAACGAGUAUAUCUAGCGGCGCGACGUGUUUCAUGGCCUGGAAGUAAUCCGUGGAAGCUUUUCGAAGCUUCGAGCGCCAGCGGUAUUGGUUCGUUAAAGAACCGAAAGAAGUUGGGGCGCAAAGGUAAACAGAGGGGAAAAGGGUAAAAUCGAAGUUUCGUUGGAACGUUGGCGAGCAAGGGAAAAAUCGUGUGUCACGGACGAGCUACUUUGUACUUUGUCGAGUGAACGGUGUGCAAGUGGAACCGGAUGUAACGGGGGUGUCAGUCAACGGCAAUGACGAGUAUCGAAUUCACGUUGUCAGGCUGUCGUGAUAAAAACUUGACAACGAUAGUAAAAGUCUGUUGGAGAUUGUCGCGUGGCUAAGUAGACUGGCGGUUCGGGCAUGGUGCGGAAGUAGGUUUUCUUUCUUCCGGCUUCUGCUAGAGAAGCGCAGUACAAGUGGUUCCGAAGAGGACGAUGAUGUCUAGACAAAGCAAAGAUCCCGUGCAGAAGUGCCACUCGGACCCAGGUGCUGCAAGUACCGGCAGUACUCCUUGCAGCCCUGGUAAGCGAAUUUCUCGCAGAGUAGUGCCAGGAAUUCCAAGCUCUUCCAACACACGCAAAUGUGUUCUCACCUUGGACGGCUAUAGCUACGUGAUUGUUGCAUCUCCACCGGAUCGAAGAGUCACGAGAGACGAUAUUGCAGUGUCCUCACCCGGUGCAUCUCCAAACGUUAAUGCAACUACAAGCUGCACUGGUACAACGUCGUCUCGAUCGCACAACCCUUCCUCGCCUGGUCGGAAUGGCCAGCUAUCGAAACAAGGCACAUUAACGAUAGUACGUCGAAGUUCUGGUAAGAGUAAGAGUAUCGGCGGAAGUUUCGAAAGUUCUCCGCCACCGCACAGUCCUGACACUCUUUCGUCAAGCCAGUCCGUGGACCUUGAUGAGAUCCUUGAUAAUGUCGAUCUAACGACGGACUCGCUUCCUGCCGUUGACACCCCCGAUGCUUGCGACAAAGCUGCUCUCAGACUGAGAUGCUUACUGAGGCAGCUUCAACAUGGCGAAAUAUCUGCAGAAUUACUUCAACGAAAUUUACACUACGCGGCACGCGUACUCGAAGCUGUCUUCCUCGAUGAAACCAAGGUGAAUUCAGGAGGGGUUGAGUGCUCUCGGUCAUCGCGUAGGGGUGCGAGCCUGUCAUCUGCAUCCCUGGGGAGCGGCUUGGACUCGGAUGGACAACAGGGCCACGCGGUGGUAACCCAGAAACGGAAGCUUCGCACCCCCGUAUGGGCAAGAGACGCCGAGCGUGUGGAGUCAACCGCUACUCGCCGUCAGGGUAUACGACGUAGGCGGCUAGCGGACGAGGACGACGAACUGUCGGAGGUACAGCCGGACGCGGUGCCGCCGGAAGUUCGUGAAUGGCUGGCUUCGACCUUUACCAGACAGCUUGCGACCACGAGGCGGAAGGCAGACGAGAAGCCAAAGUUCCGCUCGGUCGCGCACGCCAUCAGAGCAGGAAUCUUCGUCGAUCGGAUUUACAGGCGGGUCACCAACAUCGCGUUCAUGCAGUUCCCGCCGGAAGUGGUUAGAGUGCUCAAGACUUUAGACGAUUGGUCCUUUGACGUAUUUUCAUUGAACGAAGCCGCAAUGGGAGCUCCAGUGAAAUAUCUCGGCUAUGAUCUAUUGAAUCGAUACGGCAUGAUCCACAAAUUUAAAGUCCCUGCAACAGUGUUGGAGUGCUUCUUGGGAAGAGUCGAAGAGGGUUACUGCAGGCAUCGAAAUCCGUAUCAUAAUAAUCUUCACGCAGCUGAUGUCGCACAGACUAUGCACUAUAUUUUAUGUCAAGUAGGACUUAUGAAUUGGCUGACCGACCUGGAGAUUUUCGCCACACUGGUUGCGGCGAUUAUUCACGACUACGAGCACACUGGGACCACAAACAAUUUCCACGUAAUGUCCGGUAGCGAUACGGCUCUACUCUACAACGAUCGAGCCGUCCUGGAAAAUCACCACAUCUCCGCGAGUUUCCGGAUAUUGAGAGAAGAUGAGUGCAAUAUAUUACAAAAUUUAUCGAGGGAGGAAUUCCGAGAAUUUCGUUCGUUGGUGAUCGAUAUGGUACUCGCAACCGACAUGAGCUUUCAUUUCCAACAACUGAAAAACAUGAAAAACAUUCUGAGCUUGGCAGAGCCUAGCGUUGACAAAAGCAAAGCUGUCAGUCUGGUUCUCCAUUGUUGCGACAUCUCGCAUCCGGCCAAAAGAUGGGAUCUUCAUCACAGAUGGACAAUGCAACUAUUGGAAGAGUUCUUCCGGCAGGGGGAUAAAGAGAAUGCUCUCGGCUUGCCGUUUUCUCCGCUAUGCGACCGUAACAAUACCCUGGUAGCUGAAUCGCAAAUAGGAUUCAUCGAGUUUAUCGUCGAGCCCAGCAUGCAGGUGUGCAGCGACAUGUUGGAGACGGUUCUCGCUCCGCUGAAUAUAAAGGAGAAUGUGGACGAAUCGAACGACGGAUCUGUUGGAGAAAGCAAGAGAUUCAAGAUCGGUAAACCUUGGAUUCCUUGCCUCGGUGACAACAAGAAAAUUUGGAAGGAACAAGCUGUUCGAGACGCCGAGGCAAGAGCGCAAAAGGAGCAAGCGCAGAAAGAGCAAGCGCAGAAGGAGCAAGAGCAAAAGGCGAGCAGCGAGAGCCGCGAGGACAGCGACACGACGCAGCCAGCGUCCGAGGAAUGAAAAAUCCAGCGGGCCGUUCUAUUUUUCAAGAAUAUAUGUAAUUUUAGGCUACGAAGAAGCUCGUGAUUCCACACACAGCAGAAUAUCCACCGCGUUGUGUCUGUCUCAGUGGCACGUCUAAACGAAUCGCGCGUCACCAAGAAAGUGAUCUCCCUCGACGAUCGAGCGAACGCGCGAAAGGUCAAGUGUACGAUUAAAAAGAAUACUCCCACGACUAUUUAUACCGUUUGUUCACCACACUACAAACAAUUCUUCACCGAUUUCGCUGUAUUUCGACGAUCACUCCACCUUUUUAUCGAUCGACCAAAAGUUAUCGAUGUCUCUACGCGUCUUCAAUCUCUCGUCUUGAUUUUUCUCGCGGUCGAACGUAGCCUUUGCAUAAUCGAUGCCAUCGAUAGUCUUUGCUCUUAUUCUCGCUCUUUCGAUGCCGAGAAAUCUUCGCGAUUUGUAAAUACAACAGAAGCUUCGCGUGAUUUUUCUUACGCUACGCUACUGUCGAGCAGGUCGCGGUCUUUUCGUAGCUUUUAAGCUUUGAAAGUGACGCCUUAACCAACGACGUUCGAUCGUCGAACGCGAUGAUACUAAACUUAAAUUGUGAUCGAAAGAAAUUCAAAUUUUAAGAAGAAAAUGGCCCAAAAUCUUUUUGUUUCGUUUCUGUGAGUGUCGUUUGUAUUUUUUUAAAAGUUCGAAGUACGUAAAUAUUAUUCGUAAAUUCGUGAAAAAUUUGCAUUAAAAAGGGGUCAAUAAAGGGAACAUUCCUUCGCAAUUGCUCAAUGAGAACGAAGAUUAAUCGUUGACUUUCGAUCGAUGAAAAAUUCAGUAAAUGUAGGUCAUAGUUGAAUUAUAAUACACAAUGGUAUGACUUGUACAUUCUUUAUAAAAUUAGCAUACUAUUCGAGGAUCGUGAGUUGUCGCUUAGUCACAUCAGCUUUUAACGAACGAUAUCUUUGCGAUUAUGGUUGCGUCAUCAUACAAGUAGUUCAUACUAUCUUUUGAUCGAAGAUAGAGCGUAACGCUCAUCAGAAACAUUAUGUCAAUGUAAUUUUACUCCUAAACGAACGUAUAAUUAAAAUUAGAAAAUUGUUAGGAAUAUAAGUAACUGUACGAUGGGAUUCUGUAAUGAAAACAGGAAACCUAUACUGACAAAUUUCAAACAAUUUAGUAGAAACAUGUUGAAUUAUAAGGAAAAAAGAAGCGAGCAAGCGAUUAAGGCGUUACUUUCUCAGCUUACUUUACGCGUAAAUAUUACUAUCAAAACGUAGAAAUAUAGUUGAUCGAGUUUCCAUCGUAAGCGUAGCCUAAAGUUACCAGCUGCAAUAGGCGGCAAAAAUCGAACACACGUUAACACACACAUACAUCUACACAUGCAGCAAACAAACAUACAUAUAUACAGAAAAGAAAAGAGAAAGAGAAGAUCGUAAACGUACUUACAAUUAGAGGCACAAUUGUCUGUUCGCGAUGAAGUGGUAGCGCGUGUGAAAGGACGCUAACAUCAACACGUCGACGGGUUUUCCAUAGCGUUUCGCCAUUGGAGCGCUGUCUUUGUCCGUACCUGUUUUUUCUUACAAUUAGUGUAUAACUAAGAGCAUACGUUUUUUCAUAGGAACGAAGACUUUCAUCUUUGGGGGAAGAAAAGAAAUAAUAUUGAAUUCGAUCAUUUAACGAGCUAUACUAACUAAUAACUGCUCAUAAUCCUCGUUUCUCAUAAAAUCCUUGAAAUUCAUAGUUUCUCAAAGUAUCGAUCAUUUGCUACGAGCACCGAGCCAAUCUCUUGUUCGUAAAUAAUAUUCUACGUUUAUAGGCAGGCAUGAAAUAAAAAUUAUUUGCUAUUUUCAUCUUUUUUUACAAAAUCUUUGAAAUUUCUAAUUUAUUGCAUUUUUUUAAGGAUACUAUAAACCCUGACUUAAACUCACCAACAUCCGUAGAUUUGUAAGUGCGAGUGUUUUGCGUAUAACAUUAGGGUAUCUGAGAAAUAUUACGUAACGUCGAUCAUUUUACUCGAGUUAUUUUCAGAUCAUCUAUUCAAAUAAAAAAAAAGGGGGUGAAAAAGCUUAGGAGGCUGCUCGCGCUAAUUCUAAUGGCAUACAUUUUCUUCUUUGUACUUCGUGGAUUUAAGGGAUACCAUGAAAUCUCUAAUCGAGAUUCAAUUUAUUAAUAUAUAAAUCUAAUUCUAAUCGUGUUGUAUGUAAAUUCUCUUCGCUAAUGACCAAGUCAUCGUAAGGAAGAAUUUUCUUUUUUUUUUUUUUACAAAUACGUAAUAUUUUUAACGCUGGAACUACCAACAGCUAAAGUAUAAAACUCGUACCAAGCAAAUCGACAUGCAGGAUACAUAAAGAUAGAUAUAGCGCAGAAAGAUCACUUUAUCAAAAAUCAUUCAAAUCCUUGGAAAUAAAUCAUUUUAGAUCUAUGUAUAAAACUAUCGUGAAAAAUUACGAACCGAUCAUUUUGACUACUCUGCUAGUUCUUACGCCAAAGACACCCUAAUAUUUGAGCAAAACAUAUUUUUCAUAGCUUUACCACAAAUAACUCGAUCGAGAUACUAGUACGAAGCUUGUAGGAUUGAUAGACGCAGGCUGGCUGUCGCACAAGUAUCGAAUUCCAGGCGAACUUCGUACGAGGAGAAUCUGACAUUCUUCUCGACGGGAUGUUGCGAAGUUAAAAGCCUUCGGGCUGCGCCGAGCGCCCAAUCUUCGAUACGCUCGCGCAAUACGCGUCAGAUUCCCGCGACCAGAAAAGCUUACACUUGCCUUCUCGAAACUUCGACCGGCCGAUUGGCACGGAGAAAGGCGAAAAGUUGCUUCUUUUCCAAGAAGGUCCGAUUUUUCUAGUUCGAUUCACUCGUGAGCUUGCACUUAUGAAGUUUCCAAGAAACUUAGGAUCCCUUACGAAAUUGCUGAGAGUUUCGUUCGAGAUUCGAGACAGAUCGCUGCUUUGAUUCGACUUCUGGAAUAUUUCUCUUUUAACUUUCAUAUUAUUCGAUACAUUGAUUAAUUAUCCGUACAACUUGAAACACCUUGCUAACUAAAAUUGAUUAAUCGGAUCGUGCUCCACAAGUUGGCCGCGUCGAGGAGCUUCUUAGCAUUUUCCAAUCUUUGCUUCAGUCUCUGAUAUUUACUUACGCUUUACUCGAGAAAUUUGAGGAAAAAAGAAAAAAAGAAAAAAUACAAAUCCUAGCGAAAUUUACACGAUAUAAACGACUGAAAAAUCGAACAUCAUUUCGAACCACGUGACGUCUAAUGGAUAAAUAAUGAAUAAAGCAACCGACGUUUAACAAAAAAUAAGAGAAUCGCUGAAAUUGGAUAGAAGAACCGAUGUUUAAACGCAAUAAUCGGAUAAAAAAGCGUAACGAGUAGAAAUGGACGAUCGAAGGAAACGAACGAAACGAGAACAGACGAGCAUCGAAUCAGGAAGAAUCGGACUUAAAUCUAGCUGUGUGAGUUAGAUUCAUAGGGGUGUAACGUCGUUGUACAUACUUACAUUAGAUGUGUAUUCGUAUACACGUAAAGGUGCAGCUUUAAUGUAUGUAAAUGUAAUGUAAAAGGAUAUCACUAGCGUUUACUUAACGUGUGCUAUGUUUCAUGUACAUGUACAUACAUACAUAAACGAGAAAGGGACGGAGUAGGUGUGUUUCUGCACAUUUCAAGCGUAAUGUCGCGAGAAACGCGAACUGGUAAUUACGAACGCGUCUAGUUUGUACGUUCGAUCGAACAUAUCGGGGAAUCGCAUCGUUUUAUCCUGUUAACUUUGAUCGAUUGAACGAUAAGCGAAGAGAAGAAUCCUUUGAAAUCGAGGCUCACAACGUUCGUCGAGAACGACGUAAUGCGAUGUGAACUGCAUUAUAGGAUUUACUAAACGGAGGAACCUUUAGCGCGCGUACAUUUGUAAGGAACAUAGAGAAUGCAUAGGACAAAGUCUUUCGCUCGAAGAUUAAACAUAUCCGUCCUGUAUUUAUUUGAUUUCUCUCCUUCGCGUACGUGUCGUGUUUCAUUGGUGUAGAAUUUGAUGCUGCUUGGUACGGAUGAGAUAUCGCAUCGCGUUCUACUGAAUUUCUGGGAUACUAUGAUCUAAAUUAUUCAAGACAGCUUGUACCAAUUAAAAAUAAUACGAUACGACGAUAUGGAACUAAUCGUAUGUAAUUUCUGAAAAUGUACCUGCUUUACAGUUCUACGAAUGAUUUUUGAAAUUUACAACUGAAAGUGCUUGUACAGAAUUGCAUCUAAGAUAGUUGAACCAGUGCACGUUACGAUUGAAUCGAAAAUUUCGAUCUCUUUCUAUUGAAACGUGAUGAUAAACGAUGAAAUCUUACGAACCUCUCAUUAUAAAUAUAUUUCAAGCCAAGCAAAACCGCUUUAAUUUAAAAACUUUCUUCAAGCUUUUUCACAAAGUUCCCUCUUAUGGACUGUAUGGAUAAAAAGAAAAGAAAGAUCUAAAUCUCAUCCAAGCAAUUAAAACUAAUCGCCGUCAGAAAGAAAUGUAACAUGUUCCAGGAACACGACCCGUAUCUCCUUUAUGUGCGAGUAAGUUAAUUGUACAUACGUGGAACAAAUCGUGGGCGAGAUCAGUUGCCUGUUCGCAACGCAACAAAGAAACAUUCGCGUGUUUUUUUCUUUAGGGCGAUUUCCCAAGUAAGACUGUGCACGAGGUUCGAAUUCGUUGCAGCGGAUCGUUUCGGAAGCCAAGCACGCUGCUCGAGCGAUUUUAAUGUGUUUGCAUGUUCGCAUUCGUCGCGACGCGAACGCGACCACGCACUUGCCACUUUUGCGUUACGUGCUCAGCACGAAAGUUCAUUUUCCUUACUGCAGCGGACGAGGGGCCAAAACGCGUGAUAGAAUUUAAAGAAAAACAAGAAAAAAAAGACAAAAAAGAGACAGUACAUUUGGAACUAUGCUCGUACCAAGAGAAUAUUUCGAUAGGAAACGCGCGAGCGAAAACGCUAUGUUAAGUAGGUACGCAUUGUAUGCUGUCUACUAAAUGCUUUUGAUUUUUGGUUGAUCGUAAUAUCACGGUAAACAAAUUAUGAUCGUACAAAAGUGAAUAAUAAUGGUAAGACACGUAGUUUGAGACGGAGAGAGCUCGAUGCAGAAAUUAUCGCAAGGGGAAUUAAUUCUAUCGAACAUUCACAGGCAUUAUAUUUCGUUUUCUCUGAAAGGUGCGUAAUGUUUAGAAGUUUAAUGUGUUUUAAUAAGAAAAUUUGUAAUGAAAUUAGUAUUCCGUUGGUUACAAUUUCCAGUUUGAUCGAUCAAUGUACUUCGAAUAUUUAUUAUCUAAAUCUUUUAUCAAAUCUUCAAUGAAAUUGAAUUUACAUUGAAGUCACGUUAUGACGAAUACGUUAUGAUGUACGUUUCGAUAUCAGCUGUUUCAAUUUCUAGCAAUCGAUUCUAAAAUUCCAGCAUAAUUUUACAAAAUUAUUUAUUUACUUACCGCAGGUGAACAUUCCAUAUCUACUCAGUUUCAUAAAUUAUGAUUCCACCUGCUGAGAAUUUUCCAAGAUUUUCUUCCAGUUCGGAUCAACUUAUUUCACAGCGAUACAACUAUAUCUUCGCGUUAAAACUUUCCGCCUAAAUUUAUCCUACAAAAAUCCAUUCCGUUCUUUCGUCAAGUUAUCGCAUGCAGGUUUCCGUAUCGAGCUCUUCGAACUCUCGUUAAAACGAGUCCUCUUCAACGUCAUUCGUAUUCGCGUAUUCGCUCGCGUCACUCAGUCUCACCUUAAUCGUCUAACUUUUUUCAAACAAAUACUGGCCUUUCCUAGUAGAACAGUGAAAACAAAUACGUAUCAAGGCCACUUUACGAUUCAAAAGAUAAAACUAAGAGCCGCGUAACGCGUACUUGAUACGUAUAACCUAUUGUAACGCUUCGCUCUAGGUGUACCUAGUAAAUAAAAUAUAAAAAGAAGUAUAAAGAAAACAGAGAAGAAAAAAAUAUAAUAGCCUGAACGCGACACGUGGCUCGUGUACAGCAGGUCGCGAGAGAAGGAUCGAUAUUACACGGCAAAGAGGCUUGGAACAACAAUAUUCGACCAAUAAUCGUAAUUCAUAAGAUAAGCUAACUCAAAGAUACACGUACAUAAACACUCACACGCAUACAUACAAUGUACACGUACACCGGAUGUGCGCAUAAAAGAGCACCACUUAAGCCCCGAAGUGUGCAAAAGUUCGAUUUCCAUUGGUUUUCAUAAAGAAACGUUAUACAAUCGGCGAUUAUAUAAGAACACUCGUCGAUUAAAGAUACAUUGUGAGGAGAAAAUAUGGGAAUCGAACGAGUAUUGUACGCUUUUCGUUCUUUCCUACAGUUUUUUCGUUCUUUCCUCCAGUUUUUUCGUUCGUCGUUCCUCCGUUCAACGUUCGUUUAAUCGGCACAAUUAACCGCAACAGAUGUGUACAUAAUCGAUAAAAGAAACCAUACAGCACCGUGUCCGUUUGAUGUGAUGUAAUUAAGUAAUAACGUCUAAGUGAAACAAAGAUAUGGUACGGGAGAAUAUAUAUUAAUAUAAAUACAAAAUAUAAAGUAUAAAUACACGUCGUGUAUAAUUAGUACUGUAUUCUGCAUAAAUUCACCGAGAAAUAAAAAAUACUCGAUUACUC
Messenger RNA from Bombus pascuorum, 9815 nucleotides. RefSeq names its product dual specificity calcium/calmodulin-dependent 3',5'-cyclic nucleotide phosphodiesterase 1-like. NCBI's taxonomy places the organism in Eukaryota, Metazoa, Arthropoda, Insecta, Hymenoptera, Apidae. The record is from RefSeq and is a predicted model, not a curated record. Gene Ontology annotation, molecular function: 3',5'-cyclic-AMP phosphodiesterase activity. Bases 991 to 3234 code for a protein of 747 amino acids. The transcript is spliced from 13 exons. Gene Ontology annotation, biological process: signal transduction.